Molecule: messenger RNA, 390 nt
Organism: Anisakis simplex (herring worm)
Lineage: Eukaryota; Metazoa; Nematoda; Chromadorea; Rhabditida; Anisakidae
Source: the annotation of a GenBank genome assembly
AUGUCACGUCUGAAAAGCAGACACGCUGCUCAAGACGAGAGUUCUGGAAGUGUGUUCGACGAGAAACAGUCUUCGACUGGAGUUGCGGUGGAUGGUUCGGCAUUGCCUUCAUCGAAUAUGACGCCAUCGUUUUCAUCACCAGAAAAGACGCCAUCGGAAAGAACACGGAGACCAAACGUUGAGCCACCGUUACUAAAGGGACCUUUGGUUUGGCGCUAUAUUGGAGUGAAAACAAGAAGUGAAGCUGAGGAGGCUGUAAAACCUCCAACUGAAUUUCGAUUGUAUCACCAAUGGGAGCAAACGGUUCUUGUUCGUGGAAUUUUCAAUUGUGAUCAAUUUUGGCCGUUAAUAACGAAGCAACGGCUGAAGUUGAUUUCAUCAAUAUCAUAA